Messenger RNA from Penicillium lagena, 615 nucleotides. Its product is annotated as GrpB family protein. The transcript has a single exon. The record is from RefSeq and is a predicted model, not a curated record. Bases 1 to 615 code for a protein of 204 amino acids. NCBI's taxonomy places the organism in Eukaryota, Fungi, Ascomycota, Eurotiomycetes, Eurotiales, Aspergillaceae.
AUGCCCCCCACAAUCGCGCAGAUCCUCGCACCUUACGAGGACAAACCGGAGCUCGUGGAGCGUAUAGCCUCACGAACGGUACACCCUCCCAUUACCAUAGCUGAGCCCAAUCCAGAAUGGUCGCAACGGUUCGAAGAAGUCAAAGAGCGAAUUCAAAAAGCCCUGGGGGCCUUGAUCUUGGACAUCGCUCAUUCCGGCUCUACCAGUGUUCCUGGCCUACCAGCUAAAGAUAUAAUUGAUGUUGAUCUGACACUGAAAGACGCCAUCGAUGAAGCAUCUUACGUGAAGCCUCUGGAAGAGGCAGGGUUUCGGUUCCUCUUGCGCGAGCCGCACUGGCACCAGCACCGGUUCUUUGUAGCGGAUUGGCCCAAAGCCUACCACGUCAAUCUCCACGUGUGGGGUCCCGACUCGCCCGAGGUUGUCCGGCAUCGUAUCUUUCGUGACUGGUUAAUCAAAACGCCAGCAGAUCUAGAACUGUAUGCCAAAGUGAAGCGCGAAGCGGCUGAGCAGACGGUUAUAGCUGGAGAUUCGAUGAUGGAGUAUACCCAACGGAAAGACAAAACGAUCCAUGAGAUCCUAGGAAGAGCAUUCCGUGAUUUGGGCUAUAUUGAAUGA